CCUUCUCAGGUGGGAAAGGCGACCUUGGGAAUUGCGGAAUCCUCGCAGUACGCGCAACCAGGAGGCCGGAUCACAAGCUGUGAUGCUCAGCACUUGUGUGUGCACUGCGCCGAUGCUCGCGAGUGCGGCUUUCUGAUCGCUUCGUCGUGGAAUCAAACGCAGCCAUCUCGCCGCCGCCGGUACUAGCAUGCAAUCGGCUGAACUGCUCACGAGGCCGUGGAUCGUCCACGUGGCAGCAUCUACAAGCGCAGCCCUGUGCCACAUCAGCACCCGCUCCUUCCAUCUCCUCCAACCUGCUCUCCGGCCGUCCCCUCCCUCGGUUCGAUCUCGGCCGUUGAUUCUGUUCAGUUCCCAUAUCACGGCCUCUGCUAGUAGCACCAGAAACAUUGGAAGCAUGAGCAUCAGCAGAGGCGUUGGCAGCAGCAGCGGCACAGCAGCAGCGGGUUUAGGAGGCCGGUUCUGCCGUCAGCAGUCGCCCACGUGCUCAUCAGUAUCGUUGCUAGAGGGCUUUCAAAGAAACCUUCGCUGCCAAGAGCACAUGAGGGGGAGACAGCCGCUGGGGAGGUUUCAGGGGUUAGGGUUUACCAGGGUUCAGAGUGCAGGGUUUAGCAGGAGAGCUACCAAUUGCAUGGUAAUCCCCCUAGCAGCGGCGCUAGGCCCAACAGGCAACCAUCCUCUAGCGGCAGCUGGUACUGUUAAACCCUUGCUGACUCGCAAGCUGACCUCCUUCUCGUUCUCUAGCAGCUCACGCUCCCCCAAGGACUUAGAUAGUAGGAGGGACUUGGAUAGUAGGAGAGAUGGACAGCAGGAUGGGCAGCGGCAGGGGCAAGGGCAGGGGCAGGGGCAGCAGGGGCAGGGAGGGGAGGAAGGAGUGGAGGUGGAGAGUGGGAUUGAGAGUGGGCUGGAGAGCGGGCUUGAGAGCGGGCUGGAGAGCGGGCUGGAGAGCGGGAAUGAGAGUGGAACCGAGAGUGGUAGUGAGGGAGGGAAGGGGAGAGGGCCAGGGAAUGGGAACGGCAACGGAGCGGUGCUGGCAGCAGGAAAGGUGGUGGAGGUGGAGCUGCAUGAGGAGGCGGUGCAGUCCUACGUGACGUACGCCAUGUCCGUCAUCGUGGGGCGCGCUCUGCCUGACGCCCGGGACGGCCUCAAGCCAGUGCACCGCCGCAUACUCUACGCCAUGCAUGAGCUGGGUCUGGCGUCGUCCAAGCCUUUCCGCAAGUCGGCUAGAGUUGUGGGAGAGGUCCUAGGGCGCUUUCACCCACAUGGAGACACCGCCGUCUAUGACGCUCUCGUGCGCAUGGCGCAGGACUUCUCCCUGCGCGCCCCGCUGGUGCACGGCCAUGGCAACUUUGGGUCCGUGGAUGCCGACCCCGCUGCUGCGAUGCGAUACACCGAGUGCAGACUGCAGCCUCUCACAGAGAAAAUGCUCCUGGAAGACAUCCGCAGUGACACGGUUGACUAUGCUCCCAACUUUGACGCGUCAACCAACGAGCCGACGGUGCUUCCUGCCCGAGUCCCGGUGCUCCUACUCAACGGCUCUCAAGGCAUUGCGGUGGGUAUGGCCACUAACAUCCCUCCCCACAAUCUAUCGGAGCUGGUGGACGCCCUCUCAGCGUUCAUUGACAACCCCUCAAUCUCCACAGAAGACCUCAUGCUGAUCUGCCAGGGACCAGACUUCCCCACCGGAGGCGUCAUUUUGGGCACUUCUGGCAUGGAGGAGGCGUACCGCACGGGAAGGGGGUCGAUCGUGGUGCGGGGGAGGGCGUAUGUGGAAGAGCUGGGAGGAGGGGGCGCAGGGAGCAGGGGCAACCGUCUGGGGAUUGUGAUUACCGAGUUGCCAUACCAGACAAACAAGGCUGCUUUAGUCGAAAAAAUCGCCGAGCUGGUGAACAGCAAGGUGGUGGAGGGGGUGAGUGACAUCCGCGAUGAGAGCGACCGGUCGGGCAUGCGGGUGGUGGUGGAGGUCAAAAGGGGCGCCACCCCCAUGGCUGUGCUCGCGUCCCUGUACAAGCACACGCAGCUGCAGACGAGAUUCAACUGCAACCUCGUGGGGCUGGUCAAUGGCGAGCCCAAGGAGAUGACCCUCAGAGACUUCUUUCAGGUCUUCCUUGACUUCCGCUGCCAGGUCAUCGAGCGCCGAACCACAUUCCAGCUUCGGAAGGCGGAGGACCGGGACCACUAUGUACAGGGCCUGCUGAUUGGUCUAGGGAGCUUGGAUCGCCUGGUGGACAUCCUUAAGGCGGCUGCCACUCCGGCUGAUGCUGCUGAAACCCUUAAGCAAGCCCUUGGUUUAUCCCCUAUACAGGCUGAUGCUCUUCUCAGCACACCACUCCGGCGCCUCACAUCUCUUGAAGUGUCCAAGCUCGAGGAGGAGCACGCUCGUCUAAAGGGCGACAUUGCGGAUCUGCAGGACCUGCUGGCGAGCAGAAAGAGGGUUCUGCAGACGGUGAAACGGGAGGCGAUGGCUCUGAAGGAGGAGUUUGGCGGGCCGAGGAGGACCAGGAUCGAGGCGGACGGCUCUGCUGCCGACCUGGAUCCGAACCUGAGCGAGCGCGGGUACGUGAAGCGCAUGGCAGCGGACACCUUUUCAGCGCAGAAGAGAGGCACUGCGGGGAAGUCGGGCGGGAAGCUGAAGGCCGAUGAUGCCAUGGCGCGAUUCGUGGUGUGCCGCACCCACGACACCGUGCUCUUCUUCAGUGACCGCGGAGUGGCUUACACCAUGAAAGGGUACCAAAUCCCGGAGGGCUCCCGCACUGCCAUUGGCUCUCCGAUCUCCAGGCACAUCGUUCCGCUGCAAGACUCAGAGCGCAUCACAUCAAUGCUGCCGGUGGGCAACUUCUCAGAAGAAGCCUACCUGGUGAUGAUGACUCGAGGGGGGUUCAUCAAGCGCACUGCUCUGCAUGCUUUCAGCGACACACGGAAGAGCGGGCUCAUCGCCAUUCAGCUGGGAGAGGGCGAUGAGCUGGCAUGGGUGCGGAGAGCGACAGCUGGCGACUCGCUAUUGGUCGGCUCGCAGUCCGGCAAUAUCGUUCGAUUCGCGUGCGAUGACGACCAGCUGCGCCAGAGUGGGCGGACAGCGAGGGGAGUGAGGGCCAUGCGGCUGAGGGAGGGGGACACUGUAGCGGCUCUGGAGAUCGUGCCAGUUAGGAAGACGGUUGAGUAAGUGGACUCCUCACGGGGGUCGAAGGUGUGUCUCGAAUUCAAAGGAUGCAUAUGAAACAACCAUGCGUGAGGGGUCUAUUUUUGAGGUGCCUCAAAGGAUGCUUGUGAAAGAACCAUGCGUGAGGAGUCUAUUUUUGAGGCGCCUCAAAGGGUGCCUGCGAAAGAACCAUGCGUGAGGAGUCUAUUUUUUAGGCGCCUCAAAGGAUGCCUGUAAAAGAAACAUGCGCGACGGGUAUAUUUUUUAGCCGCCUCAAAGAAUGCCUGUGAAAGAACCAUGCGUGAGGAGUCUAUUUUUGAGGCGCCUCAAUGGAUGCCUAUGAAAGAACCAUGCGUGAGGAGUCUAUUUUUGAAGGGCCACAAAGGAUGCCUGUGAAAGAACCAUGCGUGAGGAGUCUAUUUUUUAGGCGCCUCAAAGGAUGCCUGUGAAAGGACCAUUCAUGAGGAGUCUAUUUUUUAGGCGCCUCAAAGGAUGCCUGUGAAAGAACCAUGUAUGAGGGGUCUAUUUUUUAGGCACCUCAAAGGAUGCCUGUGAAAGAACCAUGCGUGGGGGGUCUAUUUUCGAGGCGCCCCAAAGGAUGCCUGCGAAAAGAACCAUGCGUGAGGAGUCUACUUUUGAGGCGCCUCAAAGGAUGCCUGUGAAAGAACCAUGCGCGAGGAGUCUAUUUUUGAGGCGCCUCAAAAGGAUGCCUGUGAAAGAACCAUGCGCGAGGAGUCUAUUUUUUAGGCGCCUCAAAGGAUGCCUGUGAACGAUGUUAGAAACUGAGAACUUGAUUCAUGGAAUGAGCAAGAGCAUACAUCCUUAGGUGCUGAGCAUCGGAGAGGAUGGGAAGGGAUGAGGGAAAAUCGGAGGGAAUCCCAAAGGAACCCUCCCAAAUCGUGGGGAUUUGGGAUGGAUUGGGUUGGGAUAGGUUGGGGAUGAAAGCAAGGCUACACCCAAUCUAACAUAUAUGUCUAACCCUAAAACCAACAAAUUACUAGCACACAAAGUUGUGCCAACCGAAUUGCAGCCUAUCUCCAACACACCCCCUCUGCUGCAACGUCGGAAGCUGUAGGGACGCCAAGCCCCAUGAGGAGAUGUGCUUGACGCAGAACUGCCCUCGCUGGGCGAGCUCGCGCAUGAAGUAGUGUCUAAGUUCGAUAUGCUUGGUCCGUUGGUGGAAGACAUGGUCUUUGGUAAGGUGUAUGGUGCUCUCAUUGUCACACCACCGAGUAAUACCCGAGCCCAGCCAUGAGGUAGGUAUGUCAUCGAGCUUCUUGGGCUGCCAUGGUGCCUGCAUGUAGCUCAGCUUCGCAGGAUGACAAUGAGACAGAUGAUGAGCGUGUGGAUCGCCAGCUGAUGACCCCACUGCCAAGGGUGAAGCAAUAGCCUUUGGAAGCGCGGCGGUCAGCUUGAUCAUCAGCCCAUGAGGAGUCGCUGUAUCCCUUGAGGUGUGGAGAGGUCGUGCCAUCGAGAGUCCUUGGUGGCUUGGAGGUAGCGAAGGACGCGCUUAGCAGCCGACCUGUGGCGAUUGGUGUAUCGACCGGCAGCAACGUAAUGCGAGAGCACACUGAUGGGGUAGGCGAGGUCGGGCCUUGUGCACAUCAUCGCAUACAUGAGUGAUCCGACGAGCUCGGGAUAUGCCUCAUCGCAAGGCUCAGGUGAUGGAACUGAUGGAGCGGUCAGAUCAUGCUGUAGGGAAAGGGGUGUUGCCACUGGCUUGGCGUUGUCCAUGGCAAAACGCUUGAGGACGUUGU
This is a messenger RNA of Closterium sp. NIES-67, 4893 nucleotides long. The record is from the annotation of a GenBank genome assembly. Lineage: Eukaryota; Viridiplantae; Streptophyta; Zygnematophyceae; Desmidiales; Closteriaceae.